Penicillium oxalicum is the source of this 1578-nucleotide messenger RNA. RefSeq lists its product as uncharacterized. The record is from RefSeq and is a predicted model, not a curated record. NCBI's taxonomy places the organism in Eukaryota, Fungi, Ascomycota, Eurotiomycetes, Eurotiales, Aspergillaceae. The transcript is spliced from 3 exons. The coding region runs from base 1 to 1578 and encodes 525 amino acids.
AUGUCGAAUAACGGACCGCAGCCGGUGGAGUCGAAUCAGACCCCUACCACGAUGCUCUCCUCAUUACCGCCCAAGGCCGAUGCGACGGGAUCUCCAAGCAGUGGCGAGGGACCGGUCAAGUCCAGGCGACGCCGUCGCGGCGCAGACACGGAAUCUCAACCCAAGAACCAAUCCUUUUACUUUGUCGACUCGACCUCAUCCUCCAAAGAAAAACGAGCGCACGUGAUGCGACACCACGUUCAAGAGAAACGAAAACACCGCAAGCUCUCGCAAGGUAGCUUGCAACCAGAGCAUGCCCCCGCGCGACCAACCGCGAGGCUGCUCAAGAUGGACUCGGGCCACGGGGCAGAGAUCCCACAGGGCGCAAUCCCAGCAGUUGAGACGGCCCCUUCUUUCGGCCAACAACCAAUGAUACCAUCACCUCACAUCAGCACCUUCGUGCAUGAAUCGGGGGAGUCCCGAAUCGAGUCUCCCGAGAUGAUGCACGGAUUGUCGCGCGUCACGCAGUUCCCCACCCCGGCAAUCAUCCAAAACCCCGAAGAUGUCGAAUUGGCGGACUGGUGGGUGAACAAAUUGACCUAUUGGUCAGGGCAGAAUCCCUAUGUGAAAACGCAAAUCUACCGGACGGCCAUGGAACAUCCAUUUUCCUUCCAGGCCGUCAUUCUGGUGUACGCAGCACGGUGGAAGGCACAGAUGAAUGGACAGGACAACAGCAAGGAAGUCCAGCGCCACGUCGGGCAAGUACGAAAAAACCUCGAAGACGCGGCAUCGGGAUUGAUCCAGGUCCCGGAGGAUCAGCUGGCAACAGCUCUGGCCGGCAUGGCUCUGGCAGAAGGCCGAUUUGGAAGCUGUCAAGAUGCCGAGCAAUAUCUAAGCCAUGCCAUUCGCAUUGUCCGUCACCGCCGGGGGACCCCUUCCGCUGUGGAAGUGUUCGUUCAUUAUGUGCGAUCCAUCCUGCCCCCACUAUCCGACGCCAUCACCCCUAUCAACCGGUGUGCUCUGGUAUCCUUUCUUCAGCAGGCACAAGAACUCCUACAACGACACGGCUCUCCUCAAUAUCAACCUCAAUCUUCUCAUCGACGCACCGCCUUCCAGAUGGGGAGCCCCCUCUUUUCUCUGCUCUCCAGUGGGCCCCGUCCCACGCAGGUACCCCAGGAGGCACAUAUGUACGUUGUUCGCAGUGCCGAGACCCAGGAGGCCAGCCGGUCUGGUUGUCUGAUCUACAUCACGGCUGCUCUGUGGGACUUCCGAGAUUCCGUGAGCAAGACCCACCGAUUCUUGGCCUACUUGACGUCGCUGGUCGAGGAGCACCAGCUUGGGAAGCAUCCUGCGUGUGAAACCCUGCUGUGGCUUUUGCUGGAGCAAACUUGUGAUGCGGACCUGCGCGAUCCCGAACGGGUCUGGUCGACGGGCCAAUUGCUUCAGACGCAUCGGCAGCUACGACCGGAUCUACAAUUUCACUACAACGAGCUUCUGAUGUCAUUUUUAUCGUUACAGGUGCCCGUUCGAGGCAUCGACGUCUUUGAAACGGAACUUGAGGCGAGUUUUGGUGGACGCAGGCAUUCCCCACACUCCUGA